GAUUCGUGCAGAAGCUCUUGUUCUGAAACAUUGAGUCGUGAAAAUGUGGUUGUCUAGAUUUGCCCUCGUGCCCUUGCAGAUACGGUGUCGACUUCUCAUAGAUAAAGCUCUAUCCGUCCAAGUCAUGUUUAUGAUUGCUUGUUCUACGCACUCACUCUUUCCAGCUCUUUCCUCUCAGCAUGGAGAACCAUACUCAUGAGAUUACGGAAGUGCCAACGGCGGCUAGAGUCGUCACUAUGGCCUUGUCUAUGAUAACAAUCUCAGUACUUGCUAUCUGCCUUACCCGGCGCAUACAAUUCACCAAGAACUGGAAGACGAUAACGAUGACGAAUGCCCUGAUCAUUGCAAUCUAUGUCGACUCAUUCCUUUUUAUCUUCUGCACAGCCAUUCUAUCAAAAGCUUUUUCAUUAAACCAGAGUGCAGGAAUUUGCGAUGGGGCGAUUCUGCUAUGUCUCAUUAGUUAUAUGACCACGAAAAUCCUGAUCUACUACUUCCUGGUCGAGAAAGUCUACAUCAUUCGAACAGUCAACACAUCAAGGAUGAAGAGCAAGUUAUGGCUGUUCAACUUCUUCGGCGUCAUCUGUCCAUAUGUCAUCUUGGUGGUGUUGAACUUUGUUUUCCGCAUUGCAUACAUCAAUGAUAAGGGCGUCUGUGUCAUUGGUAUGAAGCGUAAAGCUCUGGUACCUUUGAUCACGUUCGACAUCAUUCUGAACGUCUACCUAACCUCACUGUUCUUGCAUCCUCUCCGCCAAUGCUACUCUUUCAAACAGGGUGCUUCCUCCCGGAUGAGAACGCUUGUUCUCAGAACGUUCGUGGGAUCCUGCGCUACUCUGCUCAUGAGCGUUGUCAACUUGUCGGUCCUUACGAUCUUGGAUGGAGAGCCCGGAUACAUCUGUCUGUGCUUGUGCAAUCUUGACAUUCUCUUCACCGUCUGCGUGUUACACUGGGCGACAGCGAUUGACCGCCAGGAGCAGACUUCAAACUCUGGCUCGCGGAAGCCCAAAAACACCUCCGAGUCCAGGGGUGGGUUGAACAGCACAACUGGUGGCAAACAAGGCGACUAUGUGGAGUUGGACGAGAGAGUUGUUGCCCAACUCACAACCAAGAUCGAAGCCAACAAAGGCAACCAAGGCAGUGAUAUGCUGAAUUCACGUGCGAUCGAGGUGAAGACCCAGCAUUUGCGGGAAGUCGAGAUCGAGCCUUACGAUAUUGACAGCGAGAGUGGUAACUGGAGAGAGAGCCAGGAGAGGAUAGUAAAGCCAGGUAGUAUCUAGGCCGACCGGUUACGGAGGAUGGACAUUCAAUGGGGCACAACAUCUCCGCUAUCGCAUCUUACAAGGUCAAGCAUAUCUCGCGACAAGUCAUCUAGCAAUUUGCAAUAAUCGAUCGGAGCCAACUCCUUGCAACAAGAACAAAGAGUCUUGCGCGACCUAAAACCAUGCUUUGUAACACUCUUGCCUGUCAGGCCGCGUUAGACGUGGCUACGAUACCACCUCAUCUUCAGAGUAGGCG
Aureobasidium subglaciale EXF-2481 is the source of this 1512-nucleotide messenger RNA. RefSeq lists its product as uncharacterized. NCBI's taxonomy places the organism in Eukaryota, Fungi, Ascomycota, Dothideomycetes, Dothideales, Saccotheciaceae. The record is from RefSeq and is a predicted model, not a curated record. The transcript has 11 exons. Bases 180 to 1274 code for a protein of 364 amino acids.